AUGGGUCUCAUCGGCAACGUCAUUGCCAUAGCUUUCGCCGGCAACCCCGCCUUGAUCAAUUACGAUAUGUUUGUAGCGGCUUUCGCCAUGCUCUCGCUAUUUUACCUUAUACUGGUCGCUUUCAACGACUCUUUUAUGGGCCAUCCCAUUUUCCCGGUUAUUGUCGAUCUGCUGAACUGCAUUUUCCUCUUCUGCGCCGCCGUGGCUAUGGCUGCCGAACUCGGGGUGCAUUCAUGUAGUAACAAUACCUAUACCCUCCACAACCACCUCACGAACGGCGCCCACGACAGAGAGGGGCGAUGCCGGGAGGAGCAGGCAGCCACGGCCUUCCUAUGGUUCGCAUGGGCAACCUGGAUGGUUAGCUUGUUCUUCUCCAUCCUUGAUGCUCGAAGCGGCGGUGUCAACCUGAGGGGACCUGUUCGCUCUAGAGGUGCGCGCCCAGCCAUGUCUCAGGUGUAA
Molecule: messenger RNA, 459 nt
Organism: Cladophialophora psammophila CBS 110553
Lineage: Eukaryota; Fungi; Ascomycota; Eurotiomycetes; Chaetothyriales; Herpotrichiellaceae
Exons: 2
Coding region: 1-459 (152 amino acids)
Biological process (GO): protein localization to plasma membrane; eisosome assembly
Cellular component (GO): eisosome; plasma membrane
Source: RefSeq, a predicted model, not a curated record